AUGAUGGCCAGCUACCCCGAGCCCGAGGACGCCUCGGGGGCCCUGCUGGCCCCGGAGACCGGCCGCGCAGCCAAGGAGCCCGAGGCGCCGGCGCCGCCCAGCCCGGGCAAGGGCGGCGGCGGCGGUGCGGGGGCAGCCCCGGAGAAGCCGGACCCGGCGCAGAAGCCCCCAUACUCUUAUGUGGCGCUCAUCGCCAUGGCGAUCCGCGAGAGCGCCGAGAAGAGGCUCACGCUGUCCGGCAUCUACCAGUACAUUAUAGCCAAGUUCCCGUUCUACGAGAAGAACAAGAAGGGCUGGCAGAAUAGCAUCCGCCACAACCUCAGCCUCAACGAGUGCUUCAUCAAGGUGCCGCGCGAGGGCGGCGGCGAGCGCAAGGGCAACUACUGGACGCUGGACCCGGCCUGCGAGGACAUGUUCGAGAAGGGCAACUACCGGCGCCGCCGCCGCAUGAAGCGGCCCUUCCGGCCACCGCCCGCGCACUUCCAGCCCGGCAAGGGGCUCUUUGGGGCAGGAGGCGCUGCGGGUGGCUGCGGCGUGGCGGGAGCAGGGGCAGACAGCUACGGCUACCUGGCGCCCCCCAAGUACCUGCAGUCCGGCUUCCUCAACAACUCGUGGCCGCUACCGCAGCCGCCUUCGCCCAUGCCCUACGCCUCCUGCCAGAUGGCGGCGGCCGCCGCGGCGGCUGCGGCGGCCGCGGCAGCCGCGGGCCCGGGCAGCCCUGGCGCGGCCGCGGUGGUCAAGGGGCUGGCGGGCCCGGCCGCCUCGUACGGGCCGUACUCGCGCGUGCAGAGCAUGGCUCUGCCUCCCGGCGUAGUGAACUCGUACAACGGUCUGGGAGGCCCUCCCGCCGCGCCUCCGCCGCCGCCGCACCCCCACUCACACCCUCACGCACACCAUCUGCACGCGGCCGCCGCACCCCCGCCGGCCCCGCCGCACCACGGGGCCGCCGCACCGCCCCCGGGCCAGCUCAGCCCAGCCAGUCCGGCCACUGCCGCGCCCCCGGCGCCCGCGCCCACCAACGCACCCGGCCUGCAGUUCGCCUGCGCCCGGCAGCCCGAGCUCGCCAUGAUGCAUUGCUCUUACUGGGACCACGACAGCAAGACCGGCGCGCUGCACUCGCGCCUCGAUCUCUGA
Budorcas taxicolor (takin) is the source of this 1134-nucleotide messenger RNA. It is a transcript of the gene FOXL2, whose product is annotated as forkhead box L2. Gene Ontology annotation, molecular function: DNA-binding transcription factor activity, RNA polymerase II-specific; RNA polymerase II cis-regulatory region sequence-specific DNA binding. The record is from RefSeq and is a predicted model, not a curated record. The coding region runs from base 1 to 1134 and encodes 377 amino acids. The transcript has a single exon. Gene Ontology annotation, biological process: regulation of transcription by RNA polymerase II; anatomical structure morphogenesis; cell differentiation. NCBI's taxonomy places the organism in Eukaryota, Metazoa, Chordata, Mammalia, Artiodactyla, Bovidae.